Messenger RNA from Salvelinus sp. IW2-2015, 988 nucleotides. RefSeq names its product protein NipSnap homolog 2. The record is from RefSeq and is a predicted model, not a curated record. Gene Ontology annotation, cellular component: mitochondrion. NCBI's taxonomy places the organism in Eukaryota, Metazoa, Chordata, Actinopteri, Salmoniformes, Salmonidae.
AACCGAUUGGGCGUAAUGAACACGCUCCAGCGUGAUCAAUGGAAGAUGGCGACGCGAGUCCUUCAGAGAUUUGGCAAUGGCCUGAAUCAGGCAAAAAACACGGCCCAGUCAACAGGACAGACCGUCGUUUUAUCCAGGGGGUUGUCAGCGUCAAACCAUAGGAGUCGUGAAGACAGUUGGUUCAAGUCGCUAUUUGUGCGUAAAGUUGAUCCCAGAAAGGAUGCCCACUCCCACUUGCUUACCAAGAAUGAGGAAAGCAACCUCUACAAAAUCCAGUUCCAUAAUGUGAAACCAGAGUGCCUGGAUGCCUACAACCAGCUUUGUGAGGAGACCCUGCCAUCUAUCCAUAAUGAUAAGUACUAUCCCUGUGAGCUGGUGGGUACCUGGAACACCUGGUAUGGAGAGCAAGACCAGGCUGUACAUAUGUGGCGGUAUAGAGGAGGAUACCCAGCUCUGACUGAGGUUAUGAGCAAACUUCGGCAGAACAAGGAGUUCAUGAAGUACCGGGAGGAGAGAGGAAAGAUGCUGUUGUCUCGUAGGAACCAACUGCUCCUGGAGUUCAGCUUCUGGAAYGAGCCCAUCCCCAGGAAGGGACCCAACAUCUACGAGCUCAGGUCCUACCAGCUCAGACCUGGCACCAUGAUUGAGUGGGGUAAUUACUGGGCCAGAGCUAUUGGCUACCGCCAGCACAAUAGUGAGGCUGUCGGAGGGUUCUUCUCCCAGAUCGGAAACCUCUACAUGGUGCACCACCUCUGGGCUUACAAAGACCUUGAGGCCAGAGAAGCCACAAGGAACGCAGCUUGGCAACAUGAGGGUUGGGAUGAGGUUGUGUAUUAUACAGUUCCUCUCAUUCAGCAUAUGGACUCCAGAAUCAUGAUCCCAAUGAAGGCUUCCCCACUGCAGUAACCUAAGAGAGAACACAGAAGGYCGAAUGCCAAACCUCACCUGUUUUAAAUGUAACAAAAAGUAAAGAAUCUCAUUGCCGUGG